GGUUAAUGAAGUUGUUAUUUUUGUUUUGUUAUAUUGCACAAAAAGUACUCUGGUCUCUUCAUAAUAUUAAGGUUGAACCACUGUAGUCACAUGAUUUUGCUGCCUAUGUGUGGAUCAUAUACCUUUAGAUUUCAUAAAAAAGAUAAACAUGUCUGUUCCGAAGAUGAACGAAUGUCUUACAGGUAGUAACUAGUCAGUAUUAGGGGGCAUAACAACAAACUCUUGACAAUAUUUUCGAAGACGGUGACUUGUCAACAUACUAGGUGUGAAAAAAAUAUUUCUUAUGCCCUCAUUACAUCGCAUGCUGUGUUCUGAUCAUCGUUUACCGUAUGUUUCUUUUUACAGAUGCCUACUCUAAAGGAUUGCUACACAUGCAGGGAAAAAAUUGGAGUAGCCAGCAAAACAUGUCCAUACUGUAGGGCCAAACAGCCAUAUAAGCAAAUGCUUGAGAAAAAAAAGAAACAGCUUUCCCAGGAAUGGAUAGACAGACAAAAAAAAAACUGCAGUGUGAACAAAAUCUAUGAUGCAACAAAUCUUCUGCUCCACAAGUGGGAACUUUUAGAGAGGUACCCAGUCCUUCUCCUUGCCAGGAGAACCUCAAAUGGUUUCUCUGCUGAAUGCUUCUGCCCGUGGAAGAAUGAGACAGAAGACACUCAGGACGCUUUUCUUACUAUAAAGAGAUUAUACGAAAGUCUUCUUAAUGUGGCUAUUGCAGAUAAAGAAGUAAACGGCAUGGGAGAAAGUUCUGUCACAAAUGGCACAGAGACUCCACCAGCAAACUCCACACCUCUGUCCACCUGUAAUGUGGCUAUUGCAGAUAAAGCAGUAAACGGCAUGGGAGAAAGUUCUGUCACAAAUGGCACAGAGACUCCACCAGCAGACUCCACACCUCUGUCCACCUGUAAUGUGGCUAACACAGAUAAGGAAGCAAGCAGCAUGGUAGAGAGUUCUGCAACAAACAGCACACAGACUCCACCAGCAGACUCCACAGCAGACUCUGAUUCAGAGCUUACGCAUGAGCCUGUCACUUUUUUCCUUCCUCCUGCAUCUUCCUUUUUGGCUUCUUCUGAUUCCUUAACCACCCCCUCUCCUAUGCCUUUAUCCAUCGCUCCUCUGGUGUCCCCCCAGACUCAUCCUGUUUUUAUGUCCUCUCAGUCUAAUUCUGUAUCUUCUUCCCCGGCUUCUCCUCUGCCACCACCCCCUACCCUUUCUACCUGUUCUAAACUGUCCACUGAGCUAGGCAGUCUAAGCCCAGUAUCUUCCUCAAGGAAAAAAGGACAAAUAAAGAGGAAAGCAGACCCUAAAGAAUGCCCCAUGCAUGAGGAAUCAACCAGUUUCCCCUACAAAAAAAUAUUAAGGAAAAGAAUCAGGGAGGGCCAUACGGAGGUGUUGGUUCAGUGGCAUCCUUGCUCUGGAUGUGGGAAAAAGUGGAAGAACUCCUGGGAGCCAAGUGGAAACAUUCAGAGUUUAUCCUGAAGAUUUGUGUGUUUGUUCCAAUGUGUCAUGCCUUGUAUGACAGUUACAGAGACUUGAGAGAAUGUGUCUUUCACUGUUAAUGCAUAUCAGUU
Paramisgurnus dabryanus is the source of this 1568-nucleotide messenger RNA. RefSeq lists its product as uncharacterized. The record is from RefSeq and is a predicted model, not a curated record. NCBI's taxonomy places the organism in Eukaryota, Metazoa, Chordata, Actinopteri, Cypriniformes, Cobitidae.